Messenger RNA from Acanthamoeba castellanii str. Neff, 666 nucleotides. Its product is annotated as manganese and iron superoxide dismutase. Gene Ontology annotation, biological process: superoxide metabolic process. Gene Ontology annotation, molecular function: superoxide dismutase activity; metal ion binding. The transcript has 5 exons. NCBI's taxonomy places the organism in Eukaryota, Discosea, Longamoebia, Acanthamoebidae. The record is from RefSeq and is a predicted model, not a curated record. Bases 1 to 666 code for a protein of 221 amino acids.
AUGAGAAGAACAGCUGCCACUCGCGCCGUCCAGACCACUACUUCGUUCACCCGCACUGCCGCGGGUGCGCGUUCGCUCUUUACUCUGAACGACCCGCCGUACCUGAAGACCGGCCUGACGCCCGCCAUCUCGGCCAACACCCUCAACUUCCACUUCAACGGCCACCACAAGGCCUACCUCAACAAGACCAACGACCUCAUCAAGGGUACCCCGCUGGAGAACAAGAGCCUGGAGGACGUGAUCCUGGUGGCCAAGACGACCAACAACGCCGCCCUCUUCAACAACUCGGCCCAGCUGUGGAAUCACUCGUUCUACUGGGACUGCAUGGCCCCUGUCGGCGAGACCGGCGAGAUCUCGGCCGAGCUGGAGCAGCUCAUCAAGGAGUCCUUCGGCAGCGUCGCCGAGUUCAAGAAUAAGUUCACCGACAGCGCUGUGGCCAACUUUGGCAGCGGCUGGACCUGGCUGGUGAACAUCAACGGUAAGCUGGAGAUCCAGAACACCUCAAACGCCGAGUCCCCCGUCACCCUCCGCGUGAAGCCCCUCCUCACCCUCGACGUCUGGGAGCACGCCUACUACCUCGACCACCAGAACCGCCGCCCCGAGUACAUCAACAAGUGGUGGGACGUCGUCAACUGGAACUUCGUCAACAAGCAGCUGAAGCAGUAA